AUGACGAGCAUGUUUCAAGCCAUUCCAAUGUGCCUUUCCGUUAUCUUGAUUCUAGUGAAGAUAUCCCACGGACAAGAUUGUGCAAGAGUUGGUUGCAGUCCUGGCUUCUGUUGUUCCAAAUGGGGCUUUUGCGGCGACUCGCCUCUUCAUUGCGGUACCGGUUCGACGACAACAAGAGCGACAACGACCACAACUAGAAUCACGACAAGUACGACCAACAGGACUACGGCAACAACGACUCAGAAGACUACCACAUCUGGUAGUGGUUCGGAGACGAAUAACAAGAUCACUCGAGAACAGUUCGACUGUAUCUUUGGGAAACUGAGUGAAGAUGUUAGAGACAAACGCUGGCAAGGUUAUCAAGAGGCACUGUCGAUGAUGUCAUUCGAACCCCAAAAUCAGAACGAACUGAUCAUGUUUUUUGCACAUAUCUCACAUGAGACGGAUGGCUUACAGAUGUAUGAAGAAUAUUGUGGAAAGUCGAAGGAAUGUGCUAGCAGUUAUCAAAUUUCCUGGUGUGGGUCGGCCACCGCAGAGCCGGGCAAGCACUAUUACGGUCGCGGCUGGUUUAAACUAUCCUUUCCAUGCAACUACAAUGCAGCUGGCCAAGCUCUUGGUAUUGAUCUCCUGAAAACCCCAGAGAAGGUUGCCGAGUCGGAUGCAGUGGCUGCUGCGACUGGCAUGUGGUUCUGGGAUGCUAACAACAUAGGUCAACCGUCACGGCAAGGAAACUUUGGUGCCACGACUCAAAUCAUCAACAGUCUCGAAUGUGGACCAACGCCACAGCAGACCAACAGAAUCAGUCGAUAUCAAGAAGUGCGGCUAUGCUUCGGUCUCAAGAGAGACACCGAGAAUCUACGCUGUUGA
Messenger RNA from Adineta steineri, 867 nucleotides. The record is from the annotation of a GenBank genome assembly. Lineage: Eukaryota; Metazoa; Rotifera; Eurotatoria; Adinetida; Adinetidae.